Messenger RNA from Mytilus californianus (California mussel), 506 nucleotides. Its product is annotated as ribonuclease P protein subunit p20-like. Gene Ontology annotation, molecular function: nucleic acid binding. Gene Ontology annotation, biological process: tRNA 5'-leader removal. The transcript has 2 exons. The coding region runs from base 43 to 489 and encodes 148 amino acids. NCBI's taxonomy places the organism in Eukaryota, Metazoa, Mollusca, Bivalvia, Mytilida, Mytilidae. The record is from RefSeq and is a predicted model, not a curated record. Gene Ontology annotation, cellular component: nucleolar ribonuclease P complex; ribonuclease MRP complex; nucleus.
AUAAUUGUUUUAACAUUUCCGGUUCUUUUAGAAAAAACAAAAAUGAUUUCUGAGGAAGAAGUAAAGCCAAAGAGUAAAUUCACAGAAAUAAAAGAUCUGAUUGAUAAAGAGGAAUUUUCUCUUCGUAAAAGAUUGCCAAGAAAACUGCCAAAAAGAAAAAAUGAUGUUUAUGUGUCAAGAAGAACUAAUUUCAAACAACAGCUUGAGAGAUGUCAUAAAAUAAUGAAUGCUGGGAAUGAGGUGUAUAUUCAUGGCUUAGGUGCAGCUAUAACCCGGGCAGUUAAUCUUGCAUUAGAAGUGAAAAAUUCUUCCAUAGGAAAUGUGGAAACAGAAACACAGACCUCCACAGUGGAACUUGUAGAUGACUUAGAACCAGAAACAGAUGAACAUGAACCAGAAAUUUUCACAAGAAAUAAUUCAGCAGUUCAUAUAAAAGUGUUCAAAGUUACUGGGACCUCUGUGGAACCUGAACAAAUACAUUUGAUAUAAUAAAUAACUUAAUCAUC